AUGGUCCGAGGCGGUGCCGAGGUGGAGCUGCUGGAGCCGCAUAUAAGGAAAGCAAACAGUUGGGAGAAUGCCACAGCUUUCAUUGGUAAUCAGCCAGGGGGAUACAAGCUGCUCUUUUCAUUCAAACCGUCUUAUCAUGGACCCAAUGAAAUUAUGCUGGAUGAUGUCAGCUUUGAAAACUGUGGCGAGGCCGAUGUCCCCACAGGAUCGGACCAACUCUCGUGUGAUUUUGAAAAUGACAGCUGCUCAUGGUACCAUGACAAGACUGCAAGCAUUUCUUGGGAAAGGACUAAGAGGAUCGAGCUAGACCCCACUAGGAAGGGCUACUACAUGCUCAUAGAAGCUACAUACAAGCUAAACAUCUCCUCAGCAGCCAGACUCGUCAGCUUCCCUCAACCUGCAGGUCAAAUAUGUGUGAGCUUCUGGUACCACAUAUUUGGCAACAGCAUAGGUACACUGAAGUUUAUUGCUAAGCAUCCUGGUGAACCAGAGACGCUUGUGUGGAUGAGGAGUGGCACACAGGGAAACAAAUGGCGAUUUGCCGAUCUUACCUUCAACAGUGACAAGCCAAUACAGUUUAUUAUAGAGGCUGUUGUGGGUGGUACUCAGGGGAGCAUAGCCUUCGAUGACAUAGCAGUGUCCCGCACAAACGGUUCUUGUGCGCCUGAGAGAGAGUGCACCUUCCAGGGUUCCCUCUGUGGUCUGCAGCCGUCUGCACACUUCGGAUGGAACCGGAUCACCGGGACGUCCCAACCACUUAACUCUUCAGGCCCUACCGUAGAUCACACUCUGGGGACAGAACAAGGUUAUUACCUAAGUGCCCAGUUGUGGAGUCACCCUGUGGGGUCCAGAGGAGCAAUGAUAACUGCUACGAUGGAGCCCACCCCUCCUGAUGGGGAAUGUCUAAUGUUCUGGUACUACAUGGAGGGAAGGGGAGUGGGGAACCUCAGUGUGCACCUCCAGAGCCCUGACGGCCACAGAAAAUCCCAGAAGCUCUGGGACAGAAGUGGAGAUCAGGGGAAGCACUGGAGACAUGGGAGAGUGACGCUUUUCAGCCCCGACACCCCGUAUCAAGUGAUUUUUGAGGCGAUAGCUGGGGACGGACCAAGGAGAGAUAUCGCUAUUGACGACCUCACUGUCUUGAAUGGUGCCUGUCCCCCGGCAGGUUAGUGACCAAGGAAAUAGUGGGAGUGGGACGGGGGUGUUU
Hippoglossus stenolepis (Pacific halibut) is the source of this 1207-nucleotide messenger RNA. RefSeq names its product MAM and LDL-receptor class A domain-containing protein 1-like. The record is from RefSeq and is a predicted model, not a curated record. The transcript is spliced from 7 exons. Gene Ontology annotation, cellular component: membrane. Lineage: Eukaryota; Metazoa; Chordata; Actinopteri; Pleuronectiformes; Pleuronectidae. Bases 1 to 1170 code for a protein of 389 amino acids.